UGCUCUGUGGGCCCACAUCCGGUUACAUCUGCUCUCUACCAUGAUCUCAGGCAGUCUCCAGUUCUGGUAAACAAUCCUGCAGUCGGAGUCUCUAUCAGCGUUCAUUAAUAUAUAUAUAUAUCUAUCAUAUAUUAGAAUAUAACCCGUUUCUCUCAGGAGAAGAAGAGACGAGAUGAGCUUUAGAACAAUUCCACCUCUUCACCCGGCUGCUAGCUGCUUCAUGCUAGGUGGCUAAUGCUAGUCGGUGUACAUCAACAAACCGUAGAACAACGAGGAGCAGAAACACCGGAGACACAGAAGGAGCACUGAGAGCAACAUGGAGAACAAAGAGACCCCCAGAACUCCGGCGCCUGUGACAAGAGACACCAACCCUGAUGGUCCCAUUGAAAUGGAGAACGUUGACACCAGGAAUGCUGGGCCCUCUAACAAACCCAACAUCAACAGAGAGGAGCAAUUUGGGAUGAAGUGUCUUGCCCAGGAACACAACGACAUGCUGACUGCAGUGGGACUCGAACUUGCUAUCCCCUGGUUCGAAGAUCAGUGCACUAACCCACUGCGCCACACGCCUCCCCGACAGCACAACAGCCUUAUGCUGGGAAUAAAGGACACAAAUCUAGAGGAACCCGAUGAACUGUACGAUUCCAGCAGUGAUAUCUCUGGGAGUGGGGAUGAGUUUGACAGUGAUUCCAGCCUCACAAAAACCCUGGAAAAUAUAUUUUUUUCAAUUAAUAGUGAUAGUACACCACCAGACUCGGGACCACCAGGAGCAGAAGAACCCUGCACAGAUGCCAUGACAAAAAGUGAUGGUGAUACUCGCUAUCAAACAGGAAGGAAACGGCAGUCUUGUCACCAGAUGACAUUUGGAGACAGUGGAGAAAAAGAACAAUGUUCAAGUCAGGACACGCAUGAGAGCAUUGUUGUUGCUGCUUCCCAAAAAAAAGACGGUAUUAGAGUCUACAACAAGAGACAGUAUUGCCUUUAUUGUAGUAGGCCUUGUGCGAAAAUGGCAAGGCAUCUAGAAAAAGUCCAUGAAGACAAAGCAGAUGUAGCUAAAGCCCUUAGCUUUCCAAAGAGGUCAAAGGAGAGAAGACAUCAAUUGGAUUACAUCCGCAACAGAGGCAACUAUGCUCACAAUGCUGCCGUCAUGGAGUCUGGGAAUGGGGAACUAGUACCGUUUAAAAGACCGACUCAACAGGCAAAGGGGAAUGAGUUUAUUCCAUGCGAAUAUUGCCUAGGCCUUUUCAACAGAAAGGUCUUGUGGCGACACAUACGCACAUGCAAACGCAAACCGGUUGCCCAGAAACCUGGAGAGAAUCGCGUCCAGUCAAUAUGUACAUACACAGGGCCUGUGCCUGCACAGGUUCCAGAUGCCAUAACAGAAAGGGAUGGUGAUACUCACUAUCAAACAGGAAGGAAACGGCAGUCUCCGGCUGAUUCAUUGAAUGUCCCAGCCUGCGAUUACACAGUGCCCGACCAGAUGACAUUUGGAGACAGUGGAGAAAAAGAACAAUGUUCAAGUCAGGAGGACACGCAUGAGAGCAUUGUUGUUGGUGCCUCCCAAAAAAAAAAUGGUAUUAGAGUCUACAACAAGAGACACUAUUGCCUUUAUUGUAGUAGACCUUGUGCGAAAAUGGCAAGGCAUCUAGAAAAAGCCCAUGAAGACAAAGCAGAUGUAGCUAAAGCCCUUAGCUUUCCAAAGAGGUCAAAGGAGAGAAGACAUCAAUUGGAUUACAUCCGCAACAGAGGCAACUAUGCUCACAAUGCUGUCGUCAUGGAGUCUGGGAAUGGGGAACUAGUACCGUUUAAAAGACCGACUCAACAGGCAAAGGGGAAUGAGUUUAUUCCUUGCAAAUAUUGCCUAGGCCUUUUCAACAGAAAGGUCUUGUGGCGACACAUACGCACAUGCACACGCAAACCCAAAUCGGUUGCCCACAAACCUGGAAAGAAUCGCGUCCAGUCAAUAUGUACAUACACAGGGCCUGUGCCUGCACAGAUUUCAAAACAAUUGUGGGGAGUGAUUUGUUCAAUGAAUGCUGAUCCCAUCACAAAUAUCAUUAAAAGUGACCAUGUCAUCACUGAUCUUGGGCAGGACUUGUUGAACAAAGGUGGUAAUUCCACCAAAAACCAACACAAUGUAAGGGAGAAGAUGAGAGAAUUGGGACGGUUAAUUCACAAUGGCAGAAAGGUCACCAGUCUAAAAAAACUGGAGGAUUUCAUUAAUCCUAAGAAGUACUUGGAGAUGGUCAGAGCUGUUAAAGUCACUUGUGGCUAUGAUAGUGGAACUGCAACAUUUCAGAUUCCAUCCCUUGCAAACAAACUUGGUCAUGCGCUGGUCAAGGUCAGCAAACUGUUGAAAGUUCAGGGGUUAAUAACUAACAAUCAUGAACUUGUGAGAAAGGCCACAGAAUUUCAACAAGUUCACAGUGAGAAAUGGAACGAGAUGAUUUCUUCAACGGCUUUAAGGAACAUUGCUGAAUCGAAAUGGCAUGUUCCCACUCUUAUGCCAUUCACUGAGGAUGUUCAAAAAAUGCAUCAGUUUCUCAGUGCGAUGCAAGAUGAGUGCAGCAGUAAACUAUCUGGAACACCUUCUACAAAGUCCUGGACGGAACUGGCAAAGGUGUGUUUAGCACAGAUUAUCCUCUUCAAUCGACGCAGGGAAGGAGAAGUAGCAAGCAUGCCGCUGACUGCAUUUCUGUCAAGGGACACUUCUGAUCCCCACGAGGAUGUGGACUGGGCACUCUCUGAAGUGGAAAAAAAACUGUGCAGACAUUUCUCAAGGAUUGUCAUCAGGGGAAAGCGAGGCAGACCAGUUCCAAUUCUUCUGACUCCGAAAAUGCUGUGCGCAUUAGAACUCCUAGUGAAGUAUAGAGAGGAUUGUGGGGUUCUAAAAGACAAUGCAUAUAUGUUUGCAAGACCUACAGCUAUGACACAUUUCUGUGGUUCAGACUGCAUACGUGGCUUUGCAAAAACAUGUGGUGCUAAGUGUCCAAAGUCACUGACAUCGACCAGACUCAGAAAGCAUGCUGCAAUCCUUUCCCCCGUGCUGAACAUGACGGACACAGAAAUGGACCAGCUGGCCAACUUUCUUGGUCACGAUAUUAGAAUUCCUCGUGAAUUCUAUCGAUUACCGGAGAAGACGCUUCAACUUGCCAAGAUCAGCAAAAUUCUAAUGGCACUUGAGCAAGGGAGAUUAGCAGAGUUUCAUGGAAAGAACUUGGAUGAAAUCACAAUAGGGCCAGAUGAAAGAGUUCUCGGUAGUGAUGAUGAUGAAGAAGAAGAAGGGAACGGGAAAAUAGAGGAAGGAAACUAUGCUUCUGCCGUUGAUGAGGAGACUAUUCUACCUACUGAGGGGAAUACAAUCCCACAGAACAUGAAGGGACCCAGAUUGCCAACAGCAGAGGGACAGGAAUCGUCUGAAGUCCAUGCUGUAAGACAUGCUUCAAAAGGUAAAGCUGCUCAGAAAAGAGUGCCCUGGACAAACACAGAGACCCAGGCAGUUCAUAGACACAUGAGUCGAUUUAUUACUUCUUGUCUUGUGCCAGGGAAGAGCGACUGCGAAAAAUGUUUAAAGGCAGAACCAAUAGCUCUUCAACAUCGGGAUUGGCAGACCUUAAAGUUUUAUGUUCACAACCGUAUCACAGCAUACAAAAGACAAAUUCAGCGAAAAUAGGAAGGCUGUAUGAUGGACUCAAUUUUGUCCCGACUUUCCUUUUUGUUAAAAAAUAAAUGUUGCCAAGAUUUGUUUAAAGACUCACACUUUUUAUUUGUAUACUUGAAAUGUGAGAUCUAAGGAUUAUUGUUAUUAUUAUUUCAAUAUUUUGGGAAGUUUACUGGACCACAUUACCAGAAGCAACCCAGGCAUGUUGUGAACUCCUCCGCUGUGGAUGCAAAAAGGGGUGCAAAUGUGUCAAGGCAGCAAUUCAGUGCACUGCCCUUUGCCACUGUGGUGGACUGUUUUUUCAGAACUAACUGCAUUUAGUUGAAAACCUGUAAUAUUACAUAUAUAUUAUGUAACAUGUAUUACUUCACCAAAAUAAAUAUGUUAAUGCUUUUACUGUGCAUUUUGUUCCCUCAAUACCAGAUACAUGUAGUUAGCUACAUUCUAGCGUGUUGUAAAUAGUACCAGUGCAUUGCUCAUCCUUGAAAGAUUAGCCACCAGAAUCAAGAUCCUAGCCUAGGUGGUCUAGAUGCUAAGCUACUGGUAAAAAUAAUAACCAUUGUUCAAAUAUGCGAUGGCCCUAUAGCCAAACAUCUUCCUUAAGGCAUGCUCUAACAGUGUGCCAAAGUUCAUGUUUUUAUUAUAAGCAAAAGAAAAAGUGCAUGUUUUUUUCCAUCAGAUGCUGAAAAUAAAUGUGUUUAUAUAUAGCU
Gymnodraco acuticeps is the source of this 4368-nucleotide messenger RNA. RefSeq lists its product as uncharacterized. The transcript has 8 exons. Bases 317 to 3670 code for a protein of 1117 amino acids. NCBI's taxonomy places the organism in Eukaryota, Metazoa, Chordata, Actinopteri, Perciformes, Bathydraconidae. The record is from RefSeq and is a predicted model, not a curated record.